AUGGAGAUCACUCCUGAUCGGUCAAGACCGGCACCUACGCCCCUCAAAGGUUUCACUAGGGAUACGAUCCAGCCUAUCGGAGCAAUCACUCAGUCUGUAUUGGCUGGAACAACUCCCAAAACGACGUCUCUUAUGGUAGACUUCCUUGUGGUAAAAGCCCCCUCCUCGUACAAUGCAAUUCUCGGACGCUCAUCAUUGAAUCAGAUGAAGGCUGUAACCUCCACAUAUCAUCUGAAGGUGAAGUCUCCAACCCCAUCAGGAGUAGGCGAAAUACGAAGUGAACAAAAAACUGCAAAUGACUGCUACACCCAAGAAAUGAAGUCUAGAGCAAUAGAUGUACAAACUCUCGAAGAAGACCAUGGGAGAACAGUCUUACCCCUGCCUCAGGUAUUAACAGAACUAGAUAGAGAAGUAAGAGACAAAAAGGCUCUGCAGUAG
Molecule: messenger RNA, 438 nt
Organism: Juglans microcarpa x Juglans regia
Lineage: Eukaryota; Viridiplantae; Streptophyta; Magnoliopsida; Fagales; Juglandaceae
Exons: 1
Coding region: 1-438 (145 amino acids)
Source: RefSeq, a predicted model, not a curated record